Molecule: messenger RNA, 1217 nt
Organism: Varroa destructor (honeybee mite)
Lineage: Eukaryota; Metazoa; Arthropoda; Arachnida; Mesostigmata; Varroidae
Gene: RpS6
Product: ribosomal protein S6
Biological process (GO): translation
Cellular component (GO): ribosome
Molecular function (GO): structural constituent of ribosome
Source: RefSeq, a predicted model, not a curated record
UUUAGCCACCAAUGAAAUAGUUUCGAUUUCAAUGUUAGACGAUCUUUUCUGUUGGAGCAUUCAUGAAGUGAACUCCGCACGCCACCAUGAAGCUCAACAUAAGCCAUCCGCAAACUGGGAGCCAGAAGCUCAUUGAAAUCGAUGAUGAAAAGAAGCUUCGUCCGUUCUACGAGAAGCGUAUGGCUCAGGAGGUGGAAGCUGACUCACUCGGAGAUGAAUGGAAGGGAUAUGUAUUCCGUAUCACUGGCGGAAAUGACAAGCAGGGAUUCCCCAUGAAGCAGGGCAUCCUGACUAACACUCGUGUUCGCCUGCUCCUUUCCAAGGGACACUCUUGCUAUCGCCCUCGACGCACUGGCGAACGUAAGAGAAAAUCGGUGCGUGGCUGUAUCGUCGACUCAAACCUGUCUGUUCUGUCUCUUGUUAUCCGUAAGAAGGGCGAACAGGAGAUCGAGGGCCUGACCGACAAAAGCGUUCCUCGCAGGCUUGGCCCCAAGAGAGCAUCAAAGAUCCGCAAGCUCUUCAAUCUGUCGAAGCAAGACGAUGUACGACAGUACGUUGUCCGCAGGCCGAUCACGCCUAAAGAGGGAACCGAGUCCAAGCUGAAGAAGCCUAAGACAAAGGCGCCGAAGAUUCAGCGUCUGAUUACUCCGAAGAUGUUGCAGCAUAAGCGCAGGAAGAUCGCCCUGAAAAAAAAUCGCCUUCAACGAAAGCUGGAACAAGAGGCUGAGUACGCCAAGCUACACGCGCAGCGAGCGAAGGAGGACAAGGAGAAAAAGGACGAGGCUGCCCGCAAACGCCGAUCGACCCGGGAAUCGCAGUCCUCGGCCGACAGCGGUCCGGCGAAAAGGCCGAAGACGGUGGGAAAGGAGACCCCCGCCGCGAAAACCGCUCCCGCCAAGGAGGCGACUACUCUGUCGGCUACCAAGGGAAAGCAUACAGGUCCUGAUUCCAAAGCCAAAGGCAAGUUCACAGACGCCGAAGCCACCGCCAAGAUAUCUUCCGCGGCUACUAAGGGCAAGUCUGCGGGUCCCGACACCACAACCAAGGGCAAAUCGGCAGGGACAGACAGCAAGGCCAAGCUCGUUCCUCCUAAGAAGGGAGGUAAAAAGAAGUAGGUCGGUCGUUUGAUGGAUUUAUAUAAAGAGAAAACAAUAAAAGAUCAAGCCGUAGACGAGCAGUUUACGGACGCCCGCCACCACCAAGGGCUUCAAACUUCA